This is a messenger RNA of Stegodyphus dumicola, 502 nucleotides long. Its product is annotated as cell adhesion molecule Dscam1-like. Gene Ontology annotation, molecular function: protein binding. Lineage: Eukaryota; Metazoa; Arthropoda; Arachnida; Araneae; Eresidae. The record is from RefSeq and is a predicted model, not a curated record.
CUCCCCAAGCUCCUGAAAAAUCGGCGCUCCUAGUUAUAAAUUCCACAUUUGCCAUCGUUCGGCUUUCUUCUUGGAACGAUGGUGGAUGUCCAAUCCUGUUCUUUGAAAUACGAUACAAACCAAAACUACAAAAGGAGUGGAUUUUACAGUCUUCGAAUAUUGCACCUGCCCAGUCUACAGUAACCUUGAGUGACCUUGCUCCUGGUACCUGGUAUGAUCUUCUGAUGGCAGCGCAUAACGAUGCCGAUUCUACAGAAGCCGAAUAUGCCUUUGCUACUCUGACAAUGUCUGGAGCAACCGUCCCCCCACUUGCAUCAACAUCGUCCACAGCUUCCAGUGCUUUCAACAUUCUCCGAGAUCCAGCCGUGUUCGUUCCCAUUGUGUGUGCUAUAGUUGUAGUAGUCGUCAUCACCGUUGUCGUGGCAGUCGUAAUGGUGCUGAGGAGAAAGGACACAACAUCAGAGUGCCGAUCCCAAGGUGUCUGUAAGUUCUGAAAUAUCGG